This is a messenger RNA of Cryphonectria parasitica EP155, 1545 nucleotides long. RefSeq lists its product as uncharacterized. Bases 1 to 1545 code for a protein of 514 amino acids. The record is from RefSeq and is a predicted model, not a curated record. NCBI's taxonomy places the organism in Eukaryota, Fungi, Ascomycota, Sordariomycetes, Diaporthales, Cryphonectriaceae. The transcript has 3 exons.
AUGGCCUCCACGUCUGAGGGCUCUUCCAAUCAGACACCCAGUUCGGCCGACCACCUGGCCAACAACCACUAUGGUCAGAACUUCAGGUUCCCCUCCCACAGUGAGCUUGCUGGUGGUGGGUUGACGUUGUUUGCCCGUGUGGAAGUCUCCUCGUGGCUGAAGCGAUUCGACUGGUGGCGUCAGAUCAAAGGGAUUGAUGACACUCAAGCACUCAACUUCAUGAAAGGCUUCUGUACAGACACAAUCGUUGCCGGAGAAGUGGAGAGAUUCACUACAAGCGCCAAAACUUGGGAUGAACAGAAGGAGCGACUGUUGGUUGCUUAUCGCCCUUGGGACCAUCUCCAGGCGUACACCCCCGAGCAGGAGCGCCUGAACAUCAUCAACAACCGUUUCAUUACCGAUGCCGCUAGCCUCUGGUCGUUCAUUGUGGACUAUGACAACGCUCUCACUCGUCUUAAGAUCAGAGACAGUCAACCUGUGGCAGAAGCAUGGAUGAAGCUCCCUUCGACCUGGAUCAAGCGCCUCCGAGCUGACCAUGGUGUUACUGCCGAAAGCGUCAGCGACAAGAAGUGGCCUUACCUUAUGGAAAAGCUGUUGGAGGUUCAUCGUGAAGCACUCCAGGAGGAGACUCAAGACCAACUUGCCUCCGGUGCUACCAACCUUCAACUUCAUCAACAGGCUCAAUUCCAAGGUCCUCCUAUGCCUCCACCUCAGCCGGUCCUUGACCAGACACGGCCCGUUCCUGUUCCACAUCCGAUGCAUAGUGCUCCCAGUCAACCGAUGAACCCGUCGGGACAAGCAGUAGGGCCAUCGUACUAUCAACCGCCUCAACAGUCAACUCGUGAUUGGCAAGCUCAGCCUGAACCGACUAAGCAGAUCUUGAAGGCUGAACCUGCUCAGAAGAGCGACCAAGGAUACAACCAGUUGGCUUCAAUGAUGGAGCAACUCCGCAUUGACCAAAUUGCAAUGGCAAAAUCCUUAAAGCUGCAGACUGAUGCUCUCAGACAGACGCGGGAUGUCUCGUAUGACCAAACCAAGGCUCUACAGGAGAUCUCACAACUGAUCAGGCGUCCCCAAACUGUUUCUGCGAGGAAUCCUCCCCAGGGGAAUGCAAAUUCCUUGCAGAUGGGUGUUACCUACACAAGUCCGGAGGACGAGGGGGAGCAGUACUCUGAAGCAUGGCGAGCGGAGAUCAAUGAAAUCCUGAAGAAGGACGGAACUCUGCGCAGGUGCUACGGCUUGUCAUAUGGCCAGGUCAUGUCCGCUCGAGAUAACCCCAAAGGCGGUAUGAUCCGUCUGAUCCUCGGUCUCUGUGAGGAUCAGCGGCUGAAGGGUGUUGAGGAUCCUUGGAUCUCUCGAUAUGUCAGCCUGGUCCAAGAGGACGAGAAAUGGCGUGGAGACCCUGAGAUGGCCAAGAAUAAGACACUGUGGGAAGAGACCGACCCCGUUCCCAGACGCAACAAUCAGUACAGGACCAACAACAUUGAGAUCCUCAGCAAUGCUGCAUCAAUGCUGUGGGUGUUGGGCCUGUCCAAGCCCAGGUAA